This is a messenger RNA of Aspergillus puulaauensis, 1797 nucleotides long. Its product is annotated as flavin-containing monooxygenase. Bases 1 to 1797 code for a protein of 598 amino acids. Gene Ontology annotation, molecular function: NADP binding; flavin adenine dinucleotide binding; N,N-dimethylaniline monooxygenase activity. NCBI's taxonomy places the organism in Eukaryota, Fungi, Ascomycota, Eurotiomycetes, Eurotiales, Aspergillaceae. The record is from RefSeq and is a predicted model, not a curated record. The transcript has 5 exons.
AUGCCGUCUACAACCAAUAUCCCUGCCCCCGAGGUGGCUGAAGUGCCGGACUUGGCCCUGGAGCCCAAUGGAAAAUCAUCCGCAUCGUCGUACGAGCUCCGCGAAGAGCCAAUUCACUCUCGUCGCCCACUGCGCGUCGUGUGUCUAGGGGCCGGCUACUCGGGCAUCCUCAUGGGCAUCAUUUGGUCGCAACGCAUGCAGAAUCGUGGUGCCGAGCUGGUUCUCUACGAGCGCAAUGCUGAUCUUGGAGGGACCUGGCUCGAGAAUCGAUAUCCCGGCUGCCAGUGCGACAUCCCUGCUCACAACUACGCCUAUUCGUUCGAGCCUAACCUGGAGUGGCCGAAUUAUUACGCUACAUCCGAGCAGAUACAUGGCUACUUGAAGAAGACCGCCGCCAAGUACGACGUGGAGCGCUAUAUUCAGUACAAGCACGCUGUCGAGUUUGCGAGAUGGGACGACGUCCAAGGCAAAUGGUCACUCACCGUACGCAACGGGGACCGUGUAUUCGAGACCCAGUGCGACGUCUUCGUCAAUGCAGGCGGGGUGCUUAACAAUUGGAAAUGGCCCGAUGUCAAAGGGCUCGAUAGCUACCAGGGGAAGCUGGUUCACUCCGCGGCUUGGGACGAAUCGUACGACUACUCUGGGAAAAGAAUUGCGGUCAUCGGCAACGGCUCAUCUGCUAUACAAAUCAUCCCACAGCUGGCCAAAGGCGCCUCCCAACUGACCUCGUUCAUCCGAUCCCAUGCGUGGAUCUCGCCAGCACCCGGAAUCAACGAGCCAACUGGCGACGACCCUGCCACGGACGAGCACUACAACUACGCUCCUGAGGUUCUGGAGAAGUUUAAAACAGAUCCGGAAGCGUGCCUCAGCCAUUGCCGCUCCCUUAUUGACCGGCGCCUGACGAAUUUCCGGCGGACGCAUGCUGCUUCGGAGGUGCAAAAGGCCGCUCGUAAGCUAUUUACGAACACCAUGCGCAACCGGCUAGGCGACACUGAGAAAGGCCGGGCGCUUGCUGACCUGCUUAUCCCUCAGUUUCCGGUCGGGUGUCGUCGCCAAACGCCCGGUCCGGGAUACCUUGAGGCGCUCUUGCAGGACAAUGUGGACACUCGCUGGGAUGAUCUCGAGCGCUUCACGCCGCAUGGCAUCCAGACGCGAGAUGGCUCGAUUCUCGAAUUCGACGUCAUUGUGUGCGCAACGGGAUUCGAUACUACAUUUCGACCUCGCAUGCCCAUCAUCGGGCGGAGUGGAGAGGAUCUUACGGACCGCUGGGAGCGUCAACCUCCCAAAUCAUACUUCGGGCUAGCGGUCCCAGACCUGCCAAACUACUUCACGUUCAUCGGUCCGAGUUCGCCUAUCUCGAACGGCUCCUUGGUGCAGGGCAUUCAAAUGAUGGGGAUCUAUAUAUGGAAAUGCAUUGACAAGAUCCAGACCGAGCGUAUCAAAAGCCUCACCAUCAGCCGCGAAGCAACAGACGACUACUACGAGCACGUGCAAAAGUUCCUCGAACGGACAGUAUGGGUUGGGAACUGCCGUAGCUGGUAUAAGCGGGGGACGACUAACGGCCCCGUGGUUGCCAUCUACGGAGGCACUAGCUUUCACUACAUGGAGGCUCUGCGGAAUCCUCGCUGGGAAGACUACGAGAUCUCUCUACUCCCUGCGCCGUCAACGAACCGCUUCGCCUAUCUUGGGAAUGGGUUCACCAUGCGAGAGGAAAAGAACGGUUCGGUGGCCGACACACAGACUCUUGGGUUCGAUGCAUUUUGGAAGUUGCUUGUGCUUCCAGAGCUGUAUGACUGA